AUGAAGGUUAUCGCUACGAUUGCUGCUGCUUCGAUGGCCCUCGGGAUCUCCAACGCUGACCACACAUCGCGUCAGCUGAUUCUCGGUGGUGGAGUCAUUCGGAGCGGCACGAAGACGUACACCGCCGGGAUCCGUACUACACCCGACGGUGACACUUACUGCGGUGGCUCCCUAAUCUCGCCCACGCACAUUCUUACGACGUCGAUGUGCACGGGCUACAAGGAGCCAAAAUUCGUGUCCGUAGGCACGCACUACCUCAACGGCACGCAGGACGGUGAGCAGAUUAAGGUCGUGUCGGCCCAGAACCACACGUCGCUGAAUUUCUCCAGCGGCACGUACGACUUCGCUCUUCUGACUCUGGAGAAGCCGAGCAAGUUCACCCCCGUCAAGCUUCCCAAAGCGGAUGGUUCGGACGUUAAACCCGGCAUGUGGUCGAAGGCCAUGGGAUGGGGAGUCACCAGCUACCCCAACGGCUCCCUCUCUUACGAACUGCAGGGUGUAAGCCUUGAGGUGUGGGCCAACGAUGAAUGCUCGCGGGUGUUCAAUAUCGGUGACACGAGCGUGUGUGCCGGUGGUAUGCCUGAAAAAGACGCGUGCGUGGCUGACACUGGUGGCCCACUGAUCAAGGAGAACGGCCAGGGAGACUUGGAUGACGUCCUAAUUGGUCUGGUCAACUGGGGCUACGGCUGCGGCGACGCAGGAUCGCCCACCGUCUACUCUCGUGUGUCGACCGCUAUCGAGUGGAUCAAUUCUGUCACCUCUGGCUCGACACAUACCAAGGGUCAAUAA
This is a messenger RNA of Phytophthora nicotianae INRA-310, 789 nucleotides long. RefSeq lists its product as hypothetical. NCBI's taxonomy places the organism in Eukaryota, Oomycota, Peronosporomycetes, Peronosporales, Peronosporaceae. Gene Ontology annotation, biological process: proteolysis. Gene Ontology annotation, molecular function: serine-type endopeptidase activity. The record is from RefSeq and is a predicted model, not a curated record. Bases 1 to 789 code for a protein of 262 amino acids. The transcript has a single exon.